GUUCAACCGCACUGUUUAAACUGUCCCUCCAACCUCUCUUUGUCUUCAAAAUAAAGUUACCAAAAACGAACCAACCUUUCUCUCUUAUACAAAAUAACCAGAAAAAAAUAUUUAAAAGAGAAAGAAAAAAGGGGAAAAAAUUCUCUCUUUUUUCAUCAAUCGUGAAAAGCUUCUAAAAGCUUUUUCGAUCAGAACCCAAUCGAGGAAUAUGGGGAAGAAAAGGAAGUCCAUAGCGACGAGCCUUGAUGAGGUGGAUCGGACUAUGUAUGCUUCGUUUUGCAGCGCCGCUAACUCUUUGUCUCAACUUUAUACUCAGGCUAUGAACCAGCAGAAACUCUCCUUUCAAGCCGGAAAAGGCCAUAGCCUUGAAAAACUUUAUCAGUGGAUUUGGAGACAACAAGAGGGAGGAUCAAGAGUAACAACAAUGGAUAUCGUCAAUUACCUUAAGAAUGAGAUAGACUACUGUGGUGAGGAGCCAUCAAUGUCACCUAGAGCACCAAGCCAACAGCACCAAUCCCAGCCUACAAUGCAGUUCAUGAAUACCAGUUUCAUGGUCUCUUCAGGCUCAUCUGGCCAAACUGCUGUGCAGGGAACUCGCCCUGAUUACUCUGAUCAGCAGCCAAAGAAUUCCAUAUUCUCAAACGCUUUAUCAAGCCCCGUUCUUCAGAGUCUUCAGCAUUAUCACAUUGCUCAAGAAGGCUACUGUCCGAAUGGUUUGCCUUCAGGAAAUGGAGACAGGAACAAUGAAUCCAACUUUCUCCAGCCCCCUACUCGGGAUUCUAACCCUCUCAGCUCCAAUGAUUCCUCAAUGGACAUGCAUGCGGAUAGCCCCUCACAUGAAUCUACUUACUGAGAAUGCAAUGGUAGCUGCAUUAUGAACUCCGAACAAUUAAAAAGAUCGUAAAGGAGGCUAUUGUGAUUGCAUCACCAUUUUGUUUGUUGCUGCUGUUACCAAAGUGAAGAAAGGCUCAACAUAAAGAUGGCUACUUCAUACAAAAAAAAAAAAAAGAAACUCCAUGGCACCGGUGAUUGAAGAAGAAUAGUCUAGUGUGGUUAUGUGCUGCAUAGCACCCAUUGGUAUGAAUUUAUCAGUUCUAUGUGCUUUGGCACAUAUUUGCUUGGAGGUCUUAAAUUUCAUAUGUAAAGCAUUUUGUUCAAUCAAUACAGCUACUUUUAGAACAAAAAAAAAAAAAAAAGAAUCAAAACUGGGGUAAUUUACCAAUAAAAGUCGUUUUUUUUUCAAAA
Molecule: messenger RNA, 1245 nt
Organism: Gossypium raimondii (Peruvian cotton)
Lineage: Eukaryota; Viridiplantae; Streptophyta; Magnoliopsida; Malvales; Malvaceae
Exons: 3
Coding region: 209-853 (214 amino acids)
Source: RefSeq, a predicted model, not a curated record